This is a messenger RNA of Neocloeon triangulifer, 2780 nucleotides long. It is a transcript of the gene Afg3l2, whose product is annotated as AFG3-like protein 2. The record is from RefSeq and is a predicted model, not a curated record. Gene Ontology annotation, molecular function: metalloendopeptidase activity; zinc ion binding; ATP hydrolysis activity. Gene Ontology annotation, cellular component: membrane; m-AAA complex. The transcript has 12 exons. Gene Ontology annotation, biological process: protein-containing complex assembly; mitochondrial protein processing. Bases 101 to 2521 code for a protein of 806 amino acids. NCBI's taxonomy places the organism in Eukaryota, Metazoa, Arthropoda, Insecta, Ephemeroptera, Baetidae.
GUUCAAAGGGGGCGUGGUAAAAACAUGAAUUGAGGUCUGCAAUCUUGAGCCGCUGAUGCUAUUUAAAUUUUAUUGUUAAAAUCUGAGAAACUUCGUCACCAUGGCGUACAGAUUGAUGUCAAAUUCAACUACGAGGAGAGUGGAGCUUUUUUUAUUUCACGCGAAUCGCAGAGGACACAUUGAUCGGAACACAGUCUUUCAGAUCAGGAAAGGUAUUUCUCAACUCCAGAAAAGCAAUGUCGAUUUUGAAUCGCUCUUCCGUCGUUUCUGCCAGAAGCCACCGAAAGGCUUUGAAAAGUUCUUCCGGCCAGCAGGCAGCAAACCUCCAUCAGAGAGCAAGCAAUCUGAAUCUAAGGAACAGCCCAAAGAUGCGCCAAAAGAAGCACCACCACCUAGUAGAGGGGCCAUGCCUCCUCCCUUGUCGAAACCACCCCCUGGUCCUGGCAGACCAUUUGACCAGUGGUCUUUUGGGUCGUUCGGAGGGAGUGGUGGUGGAGGACCUAAUAAAGAGAGAGACCAGUGGUUCAUGUUAGCCGUCUUUGUUACAAUGGCAGCCAUCGGAGCAAUAGCCUUCUUCGAAAUGGGUUAUAAGGAGAUCACUUGGAAGGAUUUUGUUAACAAUUUUUUGGGGAAAGGCAUAGUUGAGAAGCUGGAGGUUGUCAACAAAAAGUGGGUUAGGGUGAAGCUCCUGCCAGGAACCACUUACGAUGGCAGUCAAGGAGUCUUGUGGUUCAACAUUGGAAGUGUUGAUUCUUUCGAAAGAAACUUGGAAAAUGCACAAAUCGACAUGAACGUAGAGCCUCCGAAUUUCAUCCCUGUGGUCUACAAGUCUGAACUAGAAGCCGCAAGCGUUACAGGAAUUCUCCCAACUCUUCUCAUUAUAGGAUUUCUAUUCUACAUGAUGAGAAGGUCUGCAGAAAUGAUGGGAGGCAGAGGCCGCAAAGGUGGCGGCUUGUUUGGAGGUGUCAUGGAAUCCACUGCUAAACUCAUCAAUCCUUCUGAUAUUCCCGUCAGAUUCAAGGACGUAGCGGGGUGUGAGGAAGCAAAACUGGAAAUCAUGGAGUUUGUCAACUUCUUAAAGAAUCCCCAACAAUACAUGGAUUUGGGUGCCAAGAUCCCGAAAGGUGCAAUGUUGACCGGCCCUCCGGGAACGGGCAAAACACUCUUGGCCAAAGCAACUGCUGGAGAGGCCAAUGUGCCUUUCAUCACUGUGUCCGGUUCGGAGUUCCUGGAGAUGUUUGUCGGCGUCGGUCCAUCACGUGUUCGAGAUAUGUUUGCUAUGGCCAGGAAACAUGCACCUUGCAUUUUAUUCAUCGAUGAGAUCGAUGCUGUCGGCCGCAAAAGAGGAGGCAGAAGUUUCGGUGGCCAUUCAGAACAGGAAAACACCUUGAACCAACUUCUAGUAGAGAUGGAUGGAUUUAACACAACUACAAAUGUUGUUGUUUUGGCUGCCACAAACAGAGUGGAUAUUUUGGACAAAGCUCUUCUUCGACCUGGACGUUUUGAUCGUCAGAUCUUUGUCCCUGCUCCGGACAUCAAGGGCAGAGCUUCUAUUUUCAAAGUUCACUUGGGAAAUUUGAAGACGAACCUCGACAAGAACGACCUUGCACGUAAAAUGGCUGCUCUCACCCCAGGCUUCACAGGAGCUGACAUUGCAAAUGUUUGCAACGAAGCGGCUUUGAUAGCUGCCAGAGAUUUGAAAGAGGCGAUUGUAAUGAAAGACUUCGAGGCUGCAAUCGAAAGAGUGGUUGCUGGCAUGGAGAAGAAAACUAAUGUGCUGCAGCCAGAGGAGAAGAAAACUGUUGCAUACCAUGAAGCUGGUCAUGCUGUGGCAGGAUGGUUCCUCCAGCAUGCUGAUCCUCUGCUGAAGGUUUCAAUUAUUCCUCGUGGAAAAGGUCUUGGCUACGCGCAGUACUUACCGAGGGAGCAGUACCUCUACACAACAGAGCAGCUGUUUGACAGAAUGUGCAUGACCUUGGGAGGCAGAGUGUCGGAAGAAAUUUUCUUCAGCAGAAUCACCACUGGAGCUCAGGACGAUCUUCGCAAAGUAACACAAAGUGCUUAUGCACAAGUUGUCCAUUACGGCAUGAACUCGAAGGUGGGCAAUGUCAGCUUUGACAUGCCUCAGCCAGGCGAAAUGGUCAUGGAAAAGCCAUACUCGGAGGAAACUGCUCAGAUGAUUGACUCUGAAGUGAGAAGUCUCAUUAGCAAGGCUCAUAUGAGCACAAUGGAUCUUCUAUUGAAGCAUAAGGAGAAUGUAGCAAAGGUUGCAGAACGCCUUCUGAAACAAGAAAUCUUAGGAAGGGAUGACAUGAUCGAAUUACUCGGUCCUAGACCAUUCCCCGAAAAGUCAACUUAUGAGGAAUUCGUUGAGGGCACCGGCUCAUUUGAGGAAGACACCACACUGCCCGAAGGACUCAAGGACUGGAACAAGAACAAGGAAGAAGAAAAGAGUCCAAAGGAGCAGCAACCUGCUGAAGAUUCAAAAGCUAAGAAGCCGCCGAAGAGCAAAAAGUCAUAAGAAUUAUCCAUCUGUGGUGAACUUACAGACUGAUUUAUAGAUUCUACUAAAUCUCAUUCGCAUCGAUGUUGGGCUUGGUGCGAUAAUUUUAGUAUUGUACCUCAUUUCACUAAUGUAAACCGCACCAAGGCCAAUUAUGUGAUGGGAGGGCUAUGAAAUUGUGCAUUAAUUGUAAAUCACCAAUAAAUUAUGAAUUGCUUGGUCAAAAUGUUAAUUGUUUCUUUAAGAGCAGCGGGGACGGGACCGGGAAAUUGAAGUU